AUGUCUCACCGCAACGACCACGAGCACGACCACGAACCACUCCUCGCACCCCAAAGAUCCGCCCUCGUCUCCCAAAACCUCCUCCGCACCAUCGCCCGCAUCUCCUCCCUCACGCUCGAAACCACCGCCUCCCCGCACGCCCACCGCGACAACCCCACCGCGCUCUCGCUCCUCAAACGCGCCAUGGAAGUCACGCGUCCUUGGCUCGAAGACGUCCGCGCUGAACUCGAGGAGCACGGAUAUACCCCUGCUAGCCGUGACAUCGAGGCGGGAGAUGAGGGGUUCCGAGGGAGGUUGUUGAGGGAGUUGCCUAGUUUGGUUCCGGUUGUGGCGGGGUAUGUGAUGUUGCGGAGGGGGAUGAGGUGUGAGGGUAGGAGGGUGGAGUUUCUUGGGGUGCUUUGUGGGGUUUUGGAGGGGAAGGUUGGGGCGGCGGAGAGGGAGAUUGAGAGGUUGGAAAGGCUUUUUGCCAGGGAAGGGGGGAGGGGGAGGAGGAGUAGGGAGGGGAUGUCUGAACGGGAGAGGAUGGCUGGGAGGGAGAGGGAGGAGAGGGGGUGGUAUGGUGAGGAGAGGAGGCGUGGGGCGAGGGAUGAGUAUUAUCGUGGUGAUGAUGUUGGAGAGGAGCGCUCAGGGGAAGACGUGAGAGGGGAGGGGUUGGAUGUUGGACGACGGAGGGAGAGGCGGAGAAGGCGUAGAGGGGCCAGUCGAAGGAGCAGCAUCGUCAAGGAUGAACGAUCAACCCGUGAAGAGAGAAGAGAGUCUCGACGAGAGAGUCGUACACAUAGGGGAUCGCGAACAACCGCAUCAGAGUGCGAAGACCACAAUCGCGAGACCCAUGAUGAUGGAGAGCAACGCAGAGGUCGCCCACCACAUGGACCAGGAUUCAACCAGAUGUCGCCCGAAGAGCGACUAAGAGCAAAGGAACGGCUUCUGGCGAUGCACUUGAUGCGGAAGAACGAGGAUACGACGAAGACGACAACUCCUGCAACGACGACAACACCUCCUCGUGCAACGAAGUCGGUGUCUUCUGGGUCGACUGAGUCGAUACCUCGCUUUCCUCCGCUGCCUAUCGGUGUCCAUGCUCCUCGAGGGGAGAAUGCGAAUGUUCUUGAAGAAACCGCUAGGUAA
Zasmidium cellare ATCC 36951 is the source of this 1125-nucleotide messenger RNA. RefSeq lists its product as uncharacterized. The record is from RefSeq and is a predicted model, not a curated record. NCBI's taxonomy places the organism in Eukaryota, Fungi, Ascomycota, Dothideomycetes, Mycosphaerellales, Mycosphaerellaceae. The transcript has a single exon. The coding region runs from base 1 to 1125 and encodes 374 amino acids.